AUGAGUUACAAUGGCGACAGCGUCGACCGUCUCUACCCGCGACCCCUCAACACAACCAAGCAGGCCCCGCACGAUGACGUCUGGCAGUCACAAUCUGCUAUAACCCUCUUGGGCCCCAACUCCAACGUCGCCGCAACGGACUCCGAGGUCCGCGCUCCUUUCUUCGCAAUCAGGAACCUCUUCGACCAUCUCUACAGACAUCCCGCCGACGCCGCAUCGUUGAACGCAACAUACCCGCGCCGCGGAAUCCUCAAGACGGCUGCAGCCACCAAGACGGAGAGUGACCAGAAAUUCACGCUUGAUUUCUUUCACGCUUGA
Molecule: messenger RNA, 318 nt
Organism: Aspergillus calidoustus
Lineage: Eukaryota; Fungi; Ascomycota; Eurotiomycetes; Eurotiales; Aspergillaceae
Source: the annotation of a GenBank genome assembly